AUGACGAGUCCAAAUAUAUCUUUGUUGAUAUGGUGUGAUGGCCGUAUUGUGAGUUCUCCGUGUGGAAUAGAAUACCACGGGGGUCGUCCGGUUAAUAUGGCGCUUAGCGAGAGAAUGAGUUUCGAGGAAUUACAAAAUAUUUGUAGAAGAGCAGUUUCUACCGACGGGGAAGUAGAAAUUUCAAAAAUCUACUUCCGGCUUCCAAGAAUAGUUGGGGGUGCGAUACGGUCGUACUCGUUGUUUUCUGUGGAGAAUAACGAGCAUGUGUUUGGAAUUCUGAACGAGGUCGUGCGGUAUCCGCAACUCGAGAUUUUGGAAUUGUACGUGGAAUACGAGGCCGUGGUUCGCAACAAGACUUUACUAGAUCAGUUGGUCUUAGGUGAUUCAAGCGGGUCUGAGAGGGGUAGUGGUGAAGAGGAAGAAGAGGAAGAAGAGGAUUUCUACGACAGCAACGAAGAGGAUGUCGAGGAAGACUUAGGAGCAGAUUCACAAUAUGAGUCGCAACUUCCUGAGCAUGUAAGAACGGCGGAUCUUUGCGACUUUGACGUCGCCCCGGAGGAUGAUGAAAAGAUUAUGUGGGAUCCUGGGAUGGAAUUCCGAGUAGGGAUGGUAUUCCCAAAUCGCGAUGCCGUCCGAGCUUGUGCGACUACUUAUUCGGUCGGGGUGGGAAGAGAGUUCAAGGGUCGCCGGACUACCAACUCGACAAUAGUGUUGGCUUGCAGGCAGAACCCUGUAUGUAAAUGGUGGCUGCGCGCUACACUUCUGCAAGCAACUCAGACGUGGACGUUGACAAAAUAUAUUGGCCCGCACACGUGCAAUCAGCUGUUACCUGAUCCAAACCAUCGGAAUUUUGGGUCUGUUGCAAUCGCAGACUAUAUCAAGGGUCAAGUAAAGCUGCAACGUGAUAUACGGAUCGAUACCCUCAGAGCUGGAAUUUGGCAACAACUUGGAGUUAGGCCUCCGUAUAAACGAACCUGGAAUGCAAAGGAAAAGGCAAUAGCUGAUGUUUACGGUGGCUGGUAUGAAUCAUUUGGUAUGGUUCACAAGUUCAUGAACGAGAUGAUGCAUGUCAACCCUGGAUCUUUCUGGGAUGCAGAAGGCGCUGAGGUGUACACCGACGGGAUCCUUCAGCCGAAAGUCGUAACGUUCAUCCGAAUGUUCUGGACUUUCAAACCGACAAUUGAAGGGUUUCGUUUUUGCAAGCCAGUUUUGUUCGUCGACGGUACUCAUUUGUAUGGCAAAUACAAAAUGACCUUGUUGAUCGCGUCGGCAAUCGAUGGGAACAGUCACAUCAUGCCACUGGCAUUUGCACUUGUUGAAUCUGAAAGUACUGCCAGUUAUGAGUACUUUUUUGAACAUUUGCGUGAGCACGUGAUUUGCGAAAGGAAGGUGGCCAUUAUAUCUGAUCGGCACGCUGGAAUAUUGUCGGAACAAGGUUUUGAAGAAGCUGGCGGAUAA
Molecule: messenger RNA, 1458 nt
Organism: Mercurialis annua (annual mercury)
Lineage: Eukaryota; Viridiplantae; Streptophyta; Magnoliopsida; Malpighiales; Euphorbiaceae
Exons: 3
Coding region: 1-1458 (485 amino acids)
Source: RefSeq, a predicted model, not a curated record